Aspergillus homomorphus CBS 101889 is the source of this 1788-nucleotide messenger RNA. It is a transcript of the gene gpi16, whose product is annotated as GPI-anchor transamidase subunit GPI16. Lineage: Eukaryota; Fungi; Ascomycota; Eurotiomycetes; Eurotiales; Aspergillaceae. Bases 1 to 1788 code for a protein of 595 amino acids. The record is from RefSeq and is a predicted model, not a curated record. The transcript is spliced from 3 exons. Gene Ontology annotation, cellular component: GPI-anchor transamidase complex. Gene Ontology annotation, biological process: attachment of GPI anchor to protein.
AUGACUGUCCUUUCGCUCUUCUCUCUUCUCUUCCUGGCCGCGCUCUCCUCGUUCGCCUCCGCAACGUCGGAUUACCAGGAGAGCCUCGUCCUCCAGCCACUUCCGCAAUCCGCGCUGUUAGCCUCGUUCAACUUCCAGGGCAAUGACUCGCAGGAGUCGUUCGACGAGCGACACUUCCGCUACUUCCCCCGUGCGCUAGGUCAGAUCCUACGCCACGCCAAUACCAAGGAGCUUCACCUGCGGUUCACAACGGGUCGCUGGGAUGCUGAGAGCUGGGGUCCUCGGCCUUGGAAUGGAACCAAGGAGGGCGGCACCGGCGUGGAACUAUGGGCAUGGAUUGAUGCCGUGGAUGACGAAGCGGCUUUUGCGAAAUGGAUCACCCUGACGCAAUCACUGUCCGGACUGUUCUGCGCCUCGUUGAAUUUCAUCGACUCGACUCGAACCACGAGACCGGUUGCGUCCUUCGAACCCGCUGGAACUCAUGCGUCCUCGGGUAAUUUGCAUCUUCUGCACGGAACGCUGCCCGGCGAGGUGGUUUGUACCGAGAACUUGACGCCAUUCUUGAAGCUCCUCCCGUGUAAGGGUAAGGCGGGCGUGGCUAGUCUUCUGGACGGACACAAGCUGUUUGAUGCGUCGUGGCAGAGCAUGUCUGUGGACGUGCGUCCUAUCUGUACGCAGACUGGGGACUGUGUAGUGCAGAUUGAUCAGUCGGUGGACAUCGUGCUUGACAUUGACCGGUCCAAACGUCCACGAGAAAACCCUAUCCCGCGUCCAGUACCCAACGAGCAGCUCGUAUGCGACACGUCCAAACCCUACCACUCAGAUGAUACCUGCUACCCACUGGAGCGCACAUCUGAGAAGGGCUGGGGCUUGUCGGAGAUCUUCGGCCGCAGUAUCAGCGGAUCAUGCCCUCUCGCAGAGGGGUCUGCCGACGGGACCGUCUGUCUGCGAGUGCCCCACGAGCGCGACGUGCAAGUUCCCUCCGGCGUAGUGGAGGUCCAAAAGUCAGACGGCUACACGCGCUGCUACACCCUAGAGCCAUCCACCCCCUUCGACCUCACCAUUCCCGAGCAAGAGGCCACAUCACAGGUCCCGCUGGACGAGCCCGUGCUGCGCGCCGAGCGCACGAUCGUGGGCCACGGCCAGGAACGCGGCGGGAUGCGGAUCAUCUUCGACAACCCCUCGGAUACCAAGGCGGUUGACUUCAUCUACUUCGAGACUUUGCCUUGGUUCCUGCGACCCUACGUGCACACCCUGCAAGCGACCAUCACAGGGCACGACGGCCAGCACCACCAGGCCCCAGCCUCGCAAUUCAUCAAAGAAACCUUCUACCGCCCGGCGAUCGAUCGCGAACGCGGCACGCAGCUGGAGCUGGCGCUGUCCGUGCCCGCCGCGUCGACAGUGACGCUCACCUACGACUUCGAGAAGGCCAUCCUGCGGUACACGGAGUAUCCGCCGGACGCCAACCGGGGCUUCAACGUGGCACCGGCGGUGAUCAAGCUGGGCUCGAGUAACGGUGGCGCCGCCAGCUAUCCGAUCUACAUCCGCACCACCAGCCUGCUCCUGCCGCUGCCCACCCCGGACUUCAGCAUGCCGUACAACGUGAUCAUCCUGACCAGCACGGUGAUCGCGCUGGCGUUCGGCAGCAUCUUCAACCUGCUGGUGCGGCGGUUCGUGACGGCGGAAGAGGCCUCGGCGAUGCGGGCGCAGACGCUGAAGAGCCGGCUGGGGGGGAGGAUCAUUGCGCUACGCGACCGGCUCAAGGGCAAGACCACCAAGACGGAGUAG